UUUGAAUUUGGAUUUUUAUUAAAAAAAAUUACAUGAUGUUUUUCUUUUCGUUUUUUACAAAUGGUGCAAAAAUCUAAAGGUGUUUGAGUUUCCCAGACAAGAUAGUCACAAAGCUAUACUGUAAAAAAAGGGAAAAAAGAAAGGACAAAGCCAACAACUGUAUACUGGCAACAACAUAACGUGGCUAACCCCGAAUUUUGCGCCACAAUUUUUGUCCAGAUGAUGCGCAUUUGGAAACUCACGCGCCGUUCGCAACGACUAUUCACGUGAAUGACGACGCGCUUUUCCCGAAAUCCAUCGUCGCCGGAAUCGCCGAAUAUCUCGAGGACACGUCACGGGCAGCCUGAUCGUCCGCCAAAUCACCGCCGUGCGCCGAUCCGUCGUCGAAAUUGAGAGCGUAACUCACCGCGUCGUAAUGGAACUUGCAGGGCCUUGUGCGGCGCUUAUUGAAUCGGCGGAUGAAUGUCUUCCAUUUGGGACCGGCGACGAGCUCCGACCACUCCCGGACUCGCUUGAAAGCCUUCACCCCCUUGGUGAGCCACGUACUGAUCUCCUCCUUCUGACUUUCCGACGUUUGGAUCCGCUCCCAGACGCUGCUGGAUCGGCGGCCGAAACAGGGGAGCCAGAAACCGCAGCCCCUUCCCUGAAGCGCCGGUUCCUUCGAAUACUCAUUCGCGGCGGCGGCACCUUGCGGCACGAACUCUGGUGCGUUACUAUGGACUUCCAUUUUCAUUCAGCAAUACCCUAAAAGGCUAAAUAUUAAUUGCAGAUUCGUUACGAAUCGAAAGCCCUAACUCUCUGAAUGAGGACUUUUCGAUUCGUUUACGGGAAGCGGAACAAAUAUAGGGGAGCCUGAUGGUUCCCGGCACUGGCAGUAUUAUAUACUCCGUGUAACGGAGAGAACUGCCAGAAUGGC
Molecule: messenger RNA, 916 nt
Organism: Cuscuta epithymum
Lineage: Eukaryota; Viridiplantae; Streptophyta; Magnoliopsida; Solanales; Convolvulaceae
Source: the annotation of a GenBank genome assembly